Molecule: messenger RNA, 5649 nt
Organism: Betta splendens (Siamese fighting fish)
Lineage: Eukaryota; Metazoa; Chordata; Actinopteri; Anabantiformes; Osphronemidae
Product: homeobox protein SIX6
Exons: 2
Coding region: 3508-4245 (245 amino acids)
Biological process (GO): eye development; regulation of transcription by RNA polymerase II
Cellular component (GO): transcription regulator complex; nucleus
Molecular function (GO): DNA-binding transcription factor activity, RNA polymerase II-specific; RNA polymerase II cis-regulatory region sequence-specific DNA binding
Source: RefSeq, a predicted model, not a curated record
GCGUGGGCCAGCGUGGGCUAGCGUGGGCUAGCGUGGGCCAGCGUGGGCUAGCGUGGGCCAGCGUGGGCCAGCGUGGGCCAGCGUGGGCUAGCGUGAGCUAGCGUGGGCUAGCGUGAGCUAGCGUGGGCUAGCGCAGCAUCGCUGGUUGCCGUCACUACCCCUCGUCUCCACAGACACGUGCAGUAAUAUGUGUUUACCAUCCACCUUGGCGUGUACCAGUGCACACAUGUGCGUACGAACACGGACAACAGGCAGACGGAUGCAGAGCAAGGUGCUGCGUGGGGCAGUAGCAGCACGGCUGUUGGUGACAGGCUCUUAUAGUGUCUCGUCUGCUCCAGUGAUCCAAGGGAAUCUGGGUCAUUUCCAGCCUGUUCACAUGUAACCGUUCCCCACCCCUUCCCUCCCUCUGCCCAGAGUCAGCUACUCUCCAGCUCCAUGCUAAUGAGUGCACAUAGUAAAUGGACUUCUUAUUGCAAACUGGUUGGUGGUGCAUCACGUCUGGGGCUUAAUAUUAAUUUUAAAGGAUUAAUUUAGCAGCUGGAGCUGUCAAUCACAUGAUCAUAUGAUCAAACGGAGCUUGCAGGUGGCUGUGGAAUUGAAGGAUGAUGUCAGGUGUUACUAUUAUUUUGCCCACCCCCCACAUUUCCCUUCUCUGGGUUUGAAUCGCUUCCAUCUAACCUCCAGAAGGAUACUUCACGUUAGUCCACACAGAAAUAAAUGCGGUGCUCUGUAUUGAAUAUGUAAAAAUGUGUGAUGUGAAAUAUGACCCUCUGUAAGUGCGUCAAAGCGGUUUUGUGUCGCAUAUUGGGUGCAGAGAUGGAAGUGGGAUCUGUGAAAUGAAUGAACAAAAAAAGCAGACGUGGUUGAAUGAGAUCCAGUGUGUGGCCGUGCGCAAUGUGCGGAGAUAUUGGUGUCAGGAGGCCCGGGAGCUCCUGCCACAGUCACACAGCGCGUACAGGUUACACACUAUAGCUUCUGAUGUACAACACAGAUGACGUUUGGUAUUUCAUAUAGCAAAACGGUAAAGUCGCAAGAACACAGCAAUGAAAUAGCGCGUUACAGUGAAUCCAGUGUCGUUGCGCCGGUGUCCACGGAAUUAUUACCCGAAGACUGCUGCCAUGAGCCUAAAACAUGAAUUGACCAUGAGGGGAAAAACCGUGUCCAGACCCCCUUUUCAUAUUAUCAAUAUUUCACGCGCGCCCAUGAGCUAGACGUGUUGCUUACAGAGCAUAGUCUACAAUUGUUAUUUCCAUCCCUCCGUUUAAGAGAUCCAAGACCUGCCUAUAUUUUAUUGAUGUGCGCGUCUUUGAAAAAAAGCAAAGUAUUGCAGGCCUUGUAAAUUUAGUUUGGGACGAGCAGCCUGCAGAAAUGAAAUAUUUACAAGCGGAUAAAUAUUUCAAAGCAGCACCUUGUCGGUCGCCCUUACAAUUUACAUGCACGGCUGAUCAGGAGGUCUUAUCCUUUAUUUACCCAUGUUUAUCUAUUGGUGUUCAUAAUGCGAGUGAAUGACCGACGUCUUAAUCUGCUCAUUGCUCUUUUACUUGUUAUUUUCUUUUUUUUGCUAUAUUGGCAGUUUAAUUAGAAAAAACAAUGCGACCUAUUUAUUUGUGUAAUCAGGCCGGUUUCUAAUAAGCGAAGCACAAAUCCUCCAUCAACAUAAAGUGAUGACGCGCAAACGCUUGAUUAUGAAGAUUUUUCUCCGCUUUAAAUUAUGAUGAGGUCUUCAGCAAACCAGCAGAAAUGAACAGCUUCCUGUGCAGAAGGCAUUUCAUAACCCCGCAUCAAGAGUCUAUAAUUCAUGCAAAAAGAGCCCGAGGGGGAUUCAGCUCGAGUGUGCGCAGUGUGUGCGUCCGUGCGUGUGCGUAAAGAGGGGCGGGGGGAGAGUGGCGCGUCUCUGUGCGUGCGUGCGUGCAUGUAUGUAUGUGUGUGUGUGUGAAAAUAAUAUCAGGCUUUUCCGUCAGAAUGAACUUUACUACUGUAUCCAGCCAUGAAAUAAUCUGACCCGACACUUCAAACCAUCUGCGCUAUCUAUCCGCCCUCUUAUUUACUAAAUCAGCCUGUGCACAAAACGGAGUGUGUCUGAUACUAAAGCCGAGUAGCCUGGCAGGGCCGCGAUAAUCCUAUAUACACAAAUAUAGCGUUUGUCCCCUGCUAUGUUUUACAGCCUUUACAGUGUGGAAGCAGCCUCCCUCCCGCUGCUGCCGACGACUCGACCACGCUGUAAAUUUAAGCUGCUGUACGAGCCUCAGUGUGCAGAGCUCACCAUCACACGCGCACACACACACGCACACAAACAACUGCCAAUCUAACAGCAAGCAGCCUGUGUUUUAGAAAAAACAAACAAUAUAUAUAUCAAAAUAAUCUUGCGAGCAAAAGCAGUGCAUUACAACAUAACUUAUGAUUAACCACCAAUGAUGCUGUGAGCUUAAAAACCCUUUUAACGCCUUUUGAAGUUUUUCAUUAAACUGCACUGACCGUUUUAAAUCGAUUUCUAUAUUUUUUCAGACUUCAAGUAAGAAUAUUAAUAUUAUCCGAAUAUAGCAAAUGAAUUAUCCAAAUCCAAUCUAUUUUUUAAACUGAGACGUAUACAUAUAAGGAGUAUGGGUUUAUGAUACAGUAGCUUAAUAUUAUAAGAGCAUUAUAGGCUGCGGUAUGGAUUGAAAAUAUAAGUGAGGUGACUAUAAAAACAUUUUCUGGGCUAAACUAAAGACUGUAUAAAAAACAACAGUGUAGAAUAAUAUCUAAUAUUAUCUACUGACCUCAGGGCAGCGCAUGUAGCCUGUAGUCAGCGGGGAUGUGUCAUUUUGCUGUGCAAAGCCAUUUAUUUCAAGGGCUCUGAAGGGAGACUGAGCUGAGCGUGUUUUGCUGCUUAGGCACUUCACUAUAUGGACUGAAGAGUCUUUCUUCAACGCCGCACAAAGGCGCGGGGUGUUCGGGAAGCACGACGGGGCUGCUAAACAUUUGAAGACACGAAGCAAAAAGGUCAAAAUGUUUAUAUUAUUUUUGAAAAGGGAGGCGCCGAGUUCUCUUUUCCGCCUGAUUGGUCGAACUUGACAGUGAUUGACGUGCAUCCAUGGCAACCGUGCAGCCAAUCUGCCAAGUCCAAUAGGAAAUCAUCGGAGGGGGUUUGACUGUCUUUUUCUCCCUCCUUAAAAAAUACACCUCGGCUCCGGCUUUAAUUCUUUCCUACUUUGAAUCUCAGCGUAUCUUGAAAAAUACUUCGCUCCGGCUUUAAUUGUCUCGCGCCGUCAGCCAGUUGCCUGUCAAGUUCCACAGCCCGAGGAUGCGGUAGCCGGUCCCCACGCAGCAUCGUUCCACCUCCGAGGCGUCUACUGUUUGUUUUUCACGGCUGCUCAGGCGAUUGGUUUGGUAACUUUGGGAUUGCCUCGUCUCUUUGGGCGUCUUGGAUUGCGUCGGCGCGCGGCAACAAGACGCGGAGCACCCGACGAGCGGGAGAGAAAGAGACAGGAGAAAGGAGGGGGAGAGGGAAACACAGGAGAAGCCUCCAUGUUUCAGCUGCCCAUCUUGAAUUUCAGCCCCCAGCAGGUCGCCGGGGUCUGCGAGACUCUGGAGGAGAGCGGGGACGUCGAGCGCCUCGGCCGCUUCCUCUGGUCGCUGCCCGUCGCGCCCGCGGCCUGCGAGGUCCUCAACAAGAACGAGUCGGUGCUGAGGGCCCGCGCCGUCGUCGCCUUCCACACGGGCAAUUUCCGCGAACUCUACCACAUCCUGGAGAACCACAAGUUCACCAAAGAAUCCCACACAAAGCUGCAGGCGCUGUGGCUCGAAGCGCACUAUCAGGAGGCUGAGAAGCUGCGCGGACGCCCGCUGGGGCCGGUGGACAAAUACCGCGUGCGCAAGAAGUUCCCCCUCCCCAGAACCAUCUGGGAUGGCGAGCAGAAGACCCACUGCUUCAAGGAGCGAACCCGGCACUUGUUAAGAGAAUGGUAUUUGCAGGAUCCAUAUCCGAACCCCAGUAAAAAGAGGGAGCUUGCACAAGCUACCGGACUAACACCCACACAAGUAGGAAACUGGUUCAAAAACCGCAGACAAAGAGACAGAGCUGCGGCUGCGAAGAACAGGCUCCAGCAGCAGGUUCUGUCCGGGGGCUCGGUUCGCUCCCUGGCGGACGAGGACGGCACCGUGGACCGCCUCGGGAACUCGUCCAGCCCGGAGGCGAGUUUGUCCAGCAAAGCAGCCGCCUCGGCCAUCUCCAUCACCUCCAGCGACAGUGAAUGUGAUAUCUGACGGGCAGAUCGAGGGUGUUGAUGAAUUAAAAUAAGGAUACGAGUGAAAGACAAUCUAAUAAAACAAGUCAUAGUGCCUGCGUUGAGUUAAAAAGCAACACAUACACACACACUGAUGUUUGACGGCUGCCAAAACAUGAGGGGAUCUGAUCUUCGGCGGACUGCCCGCCCUUAUCCUUUUAGGCCUAUACUUUUGUUUGCGUUCUACCCACGCGUGGAUAACAGAACUUAAUACGGACGAAACAUCAUUUGACGGACUAAUGAACCAACGCCCCGACACGAAACGGUAAUAAAACAACAACAACAAAAAAAAUCGAGGACCGAGGGAUAAAGGCACCCGAGCGCCUGACCCGCUGUUCUCUGUGGGUGUUUCAUGUGGGGAAAAGAACUGUGAUAUUUUUACUUUACUUUCAAAGUUUUAUAAAUAAUGUUUAUUUGCCUAUUUAAAACGAUCUGCUCUGUCUCUUCGAAUUUCAUAUUCAUUUGCUUGGUGUUUUUAAUACUUACCUUGUACACAGGUGAACCUGUUGAGCAUGCGCGCUUUAGUGAAAAUGUGUUUCAGUAAAAGAAAAAAAAAAGUAAAGAUAACUUAAUAAAAUAAUUGUUGAUCAAGAUACUUUAAAGUUUAGUCUUAUUUUUCUUUAAUUGUGAUGUGACCAAAACACACAGCGAUUAAUAAAAUUGGAAAACAUCGAUAUUUACGGCUCUAUAAAAUCCUCUGGGCUGUUUUGGUGAAGGGGAAACUUUUCUAGUGGCUUUAACGCCACUGUGCCGUGUUCCCUGACACGUUUUAGAGCGAGGCCUAAUUGGCCAACAUGCUCUGCGUCCAGUAAUGCAGGGUGACAGCGAGAGGUCACCGAGAGGCCGGCUCAGUAACCCGGAUGAUCUGCAAGAGAGAUCAUAGAGAUCAAAACACAGCAGACUGUAGUAGUGGCCGUACACAAUACAGAAACGGGCUUCUUUCAACGUGCAAGUGUCCAUUUUCCCAAGGCACGCAGGCUUUAUUUCCGUGAUCAGCCUUUAAUUCAGUGCACUGAAUUAAAUGCGAUGCAUUGUUUAAAUGGACAUAAACUAGCAGCAGACCUUUUGACUUUUUUAAGGCUACAUUUUUGCAAUAUGGUGUUAAAUUCCAGCAUUAGUGUGGCAUCAAUGCACGUAUCGAAUAUUAUGUUACUAAUAGAAAAUAUGUCUGUUUGAACAAAGCAGCCAUUGGUUUAAUUUUAAUUGGCCACAGUCUUCAAUGCUUUACUAAAAUACCAACAUAUUUACACUAUAUUGCUGCUUCCGAUGAUGUACAAUGGGUAACGUUGUGUUAACCUUCUGCCAAGAAGCGAAGCAGGUUAUUUAUCACCUUGAGCAACACAUUAUAUAUAACCCUGUUGUAUAUUAAACUAUGUAUAAAUCA